This is a messenger RNA of Linum tenue, 3397 nucleotides long. The record is from the annotation of a GenBank genome assembly. Lineage: Eukaryota; Viridiplantae; Streptophyta; Magnoliopsida; Malpighiales; Linaceae.
CACAAAUACACACUCCCCCUAUUUCCCUUCCCUCCCUUCCUUCCGCGCUCUCUCUCUUUCCUUCGUCCGCCUCUGGUCUCCUAUUUUCCACCCAAACAAACAGCGCAAACCCUCUCCCAUCCCAAAACCGAAAAUGAAAAAUCAAACAACUCCUCCCUCCACCUCCAGACAGUGAGAAAGAGGGAAAAUCGGCAGCGAAAUUCCGAUUUUUAAUUUCCAGGGAAAUAGGGCACGAAGGAAGUGGGGGCGAGUGAAUCAAUGAGCGGAGAGAUGGUCUUCCUUUCUCUUUCCCCUUUCUUCUUCUGAACCUUGUCUUCCUUCCUUGGUCUCCCAAUGGCGUAAACCUGAGUUUCUUGAAAGUUAAAACCCUUGAUCCUGUACAUGUAAUCCCCCCUACAUUAGCUUAUCUUUACACUUCCGAUCUCUCUGGUUUCCUCCCUAACUAACUAUGUCCCGCGACCAACCAUCUUCCUCCCCUCCCAACCCGAUCUCUCCUUCCCAAACCCCUAAACCCGCCGACGGCGACACCAACGGCGCCGUCGCCGUUAAACCCCAGCCUUCCGACCCUGCUACUCCUACUACCUACCGUAGUAAUCGACCUUCUCGCGCUUGCACGCUCCGCGCAGCUGCUAAGCUCCAGCAGCAGCAGCAGCAGCAGGCUAAGCCGAAGCCCAAGAAGGACCACCGCCAGCAGCAGCAGCAGCGCCGCCGGCGGCAGGAGGAAGAGGAGGGUGAAGACCAGGAGGAAGAGGACGAUGGCGGCGGAAGUGGGGAUGAGUUGUCGCUUCAUAAUAAGGACCAAUGUAGUAGUGGUGCUAGUAAGGUUGUGACUUCCCUGGUUGCUCCUCCAGAGCCCGCUCAAUUGCCCCGGUGGAACCUCCGCUCUAUGUGGGAGUUAGCUUCAGUACUCAAUUUCUUGCAUGUCUUUAGACCCUUGUUGAACAUCCAAGUUGAAUUCUCGGCUGAGGAGUUUGAGACUGCUCUUCUCUCACCCAAUGACACAUUGGGAGAGAUUCAUAUGCCAUUGUUAAAGGCAAUACCUCCUAUUACUCGGAUGGCCCUUACUAGGGAUACUUGGGUUACAGUUUUGUGCAGAAAACUAAGAGACUGGUGGCAUUGGGUUGCAGAUGGAGAUCUUCCAUUAGUUGCUUCACAGGGAGCGGAGGUUGAAGCAUAUAAAACACUGGAGCCUGCAGUUCGUGUGGUGAUCCUGAAGGCACUAUGUGAUAUUCGUGUUGAGAUACCUGACUUGAGUGAUAUUCUGCAGCAAGAAGACAUACGUAACUAUAUUGAAAGCUCUAUUAAGCAUGGUGCUCAGCUGCUACUGUUCCGAAAAGAACGCAUUGGGGGUGACUCACAGGGGAUAAAUUACUGGUAUGAACCUGAUGAACUAGUAGGCCACCGGUUAUACCGGGAAAUAAGAACAGCAGAAGUGCUGACAAAAGGGAAGACAAAAGGUUCCAAAGUUCUUCCUUCUACAAUAUACCAGUGGGAAACUGUUGCUACAAAUUUCGAUGAAUUUGUGGAUGUUUCUGAGAAGCUUUUUACCAGUACAAAUAGAACAGAAGUUUCAUUAGGGAAGAAGUUGAAAAAUGACAUGCUCCCUGACAUUGAGAAGGUUCAGAAGAGAAAAGAGCGGUUGCUGAAGAAGCAACACAGACAAGCUCUACUCCUAGAUAACUAUAUGCAUGUGGAUGGGCUAGCAGCAGGCCGCUCCCUGCGUGAUAGAAAGCCUGUCACUUACACUUUCGAUGACUAUGACCGAUCAAUAAAUGAGGCCAUCAAAGUAACCAAGUACGAGUUUUCUCCCUGUGUUCCCGGAAGAAACCUUCGUCCCCUGAGCAUGAUCAGAGAAGAGAAGGUGUGUUCAGACCUGAAGCUUCUGCAAAUGGCAGAUUGGGAGGUCCAUCAUAUUCGGCCAGCUCAUCAUGGCGGCUCUUUCAGUGCCAUGUCUCCCCUUUCAUCUGAUUAUGAUUUCAUAGAUAGUGAUCAUAAUAAUAAUAAACUGAAUAAUUUGGAUCGAGGCAACAGACGCCGACAGCGGCCACAGCGGUAUUCAGCAAAAGACUAUGUGGAAGCUAUCUCAGACAAUGAACACGAAUUUGAUAGUGAUGAUGAUAUUGUUGGAGAAGCUGUCUAUGAUGAGGAAUAUCUGAGGAAGAGAAAAAUGAGGAAGCUCUCAAGUAGCUCUGAAGGAGAUGAAGAAUACAAGUGGGAUGGAGAAAAUGGCGAGGAGGAAGAGGAGGAGGAGGAGGAUUCCUUGAGUAUUAGUGAUGAGGGGAGCGAUGAUCCUCAUAACAAAUUCAAGAAGUUAGCAGCAGGGCGCACUAGGAGAGAGUCCAAGUUGAGGUCGGUCGAGGAUCUUCAGUCAGGUUUAAGACGCAGCAAAAGGUCUACAAGAAACCGGAUUAAUUACAAGCAGUACGAGCCAUCGGACUCAGAACCAGAAGCUGCAAAACAACGUGAUAACCACUCUGGUGCCAGUGAGAAUGGAGAGUUCUCAACUGGAACUCAAGACUAUGAUGAUGGUAAUGAUGGUAAUGAAGAGGUGGAGAAUGGUGAUGACGAUGAUGAACAGGAUAUGAAAGUAGUUGAUCAGCAGCCUGUUGAAGGGUACAUGGAAGGAUACUCUGAAAUGACCGUGAAAGAAGAAAGUAAGCCACCUGAGAAAUCAAGUAGCCCACCGCUGGCAGGUGGUCAAGAUGAUGAGAUUGAUGGGGUAAAGAAAACACAGUUCCUCGAUCUAAACGAAAUGGCUCCAGGUUCUGGUUUCGACGAUGGCCCAAAUAUACUGAUGAAAGAUGAAGUAAAUGGAGAUAAUUUUUGAGCUCUCCCCCUUUCCCCAUAUUAGUGUUUAUGGAUCCCUCCUGGGGAAAGCUCAUUGUACGACAGCUGAAAGAGCUCUGUUAUAAAUUUUGGAUUGUCAAUCCAUGGGUGGAAAAGUCAGGUCAGGGAUGAGGAAUUGGGUUCUUCCAUGGUGUGUAACCUAAGCAAGCUGCCACCUUAAUGCAAAGAAAUUGCUCAUUAGAAGGGGCGGUUUGCAGCAAGGCAAACAACUUGAUUGAAGGUGAGAGUCGGUCAUAUGUAGAUUUAGUAGCGAGUUUCUUCUUCUUUCUUUUGUUUUUGGGUUCCCCUGGUAUUCUACAUCAAUAGAAUAGAAGUGAAAGACCAAGGAGGGAUGAGAGAGAAUUAGUGGGGAAAGUAGUAAACUUGUCAAUCAUUGUACAACUAUCCCUUAACCCCAGAUACUGUAACUUAAAAACAAUUUGCCUUCUCCUGCGCUCGGCGGUUGUCGCCGCUCCGCUUGGUCCUCCCGUCCUCGCUUCAUCGCCACCGGAUUCUCAGGAUCAUUGCCCAUUUCAUAACUCUGUGAAUGAUUGUCUCCUGAUGGCUCUCC